Molecule: messenger RNA, 2312 nt
Organism: Cydia fagiglandana
Lineage: Eukaryota; Metazoa; Arthropoda; Insecta; Lepidoptera; Tortricidae
Product: guanine deaminase
Exons: 8
Coding region: 318-1667 (449 amino acids)
Biological process (GO): guanine catabolic process
Cellular component (GO): cytosol
Molecular function (GO): guanine deaminase activity; zinc ion binding
Source: RefSeq, a predicted model, not a curated record
UUAUCAGUCUCAUCUCAGUCAUCUCACGAAUUUAUGUCUCAUCUAUUUUAUGAUCCUGUUAUCUCUUUCUUUUAGUGUUUAUUAUAAAAGGGAAAGAAAAAGAUGGGCAUGUUAUGUGAAUCUCUCUUAAAAACAAAUAUGUUAUCAUCAAUAACAACAAAUAUUAUCAAUUAUCAUAUCGCUUCGAAUGGUUACAAAUUGUAAACUUUCGUGUGAGUUUCGUAAGUUCUUGGUAAAUGAUAACAGUUGUCAUAACAUACCUAGUCAAGUAGUUAAUCCAUGUGCGUCGGACUGGUUGGUCAAGUGCAAGUUCCUCCAUGUCUAGCAUAAUGUCUGGAACAAAAAAAGUAUUUCUUGGAUCUAUUGUUUCUUCGUCUUCAUUUAAAGACUUGUCAUUUGCCGGCUACCUGGCCACUGAGAAUGGAAAGAUUACUAAAUUGGGUUCAAGAGAAGAGUACAAUUCUUUACAACAAUCAGGCGCAUUUACCGACCACCAAACUAUAACUUUGAAAACAGAUCAGAUACUAAUUCCUGGGUUUGUGGAUUGUCACACUCAUGCCCCGCAGUUUCCUAACUUAGGCAUUGGGCUUGAUAGACCUUUGUUGGAAUGGUUGGAUAAAUAUACUUUCCCGUUAGAAAGUCAGUACAAAGAUGUGGAGUUUGCUGCCCAGGUUUACAACAAGGUUGUGCAAAGACUUCUAAUCAAUGGCACCACAACAGCCUGCUACUUUGGCUCUCUGCAUCUUGAAGGAACUAUUGAGCUAGCGAAGACUGUGCUGAAACAUAAGCAAAGGGCACUGGUGGGCAAAGUCAGCAUGAACCUCAAGAAUGAUGCCGGAUAUUAUAACGAGACUGCUGCUGAGUUGGACCAAGUGGAGAAGUUUGUGCAAAUGAUUUUAUCUUAUAAGAAUGACUUAGUGCAACCGGUAAUAACACCAAGGUUUGCUGUAAGUUGUGAUGAGCCUCUGAUGACUGGUUUGGCAAAGAUAGCCCAGAAGUAUGACUGCAGGAUACAGAGCCACAUAUCUGAGAACCUGAAAGAAAUAGAAUAUGUGUUAGAAAUGUACCCAUCUUGUACAAGUUAUGGAGAAGUAUAUGACAGAAGUCAAAUCCUCAGUAACAAGUGCAUCAUGGCCCACGCGGUCCACCUAACCGAAGCAGAGAUAUCGCUGCUGGCGGCGCGAGGAGUGUCGCUAGCGCACUGCCCCGCGUCCAACACACGGCUGCGCUCCGGGCUGUGCCCCGUGCGCAAAUACCGCCAGCGAGGGCUGCGCGUGGGCUUGGGGACAGACGUGUCAGGCGGAGACAGCGCGUCGAUACUAGAUGCUGUGCGCAGGAGCAUGGACGUGUCCACGCAUCUGGACCUGCAGGCGGGAGGAGACAACGCCAUUAGCUGGAAGGAAGCGUUUUACUUAGCGACUAUGGGAGGCGCUGAAGCUCUAAACCUGGAUCACAAAAUCGGCAACUUCCAAGUGGGCAAAGAACUCGACGCUCUUCUGGUAGACGUGUACGCCGCAGGCAACAUCGACCGGCACGGGUACUCCGUGGACAAGACGGAAGAGGAACGCGUCGCAAGCCUCCUGCAGAAGUUCGUGUAUCUGGCCGAUGAUAGAAACAUCUUGCAGGUUUACGUUAAGGGCGAAUUAGUCAAAGAUAUAAGCAAUUGAGCAUUGACGUAUAAUAUCUAAGGACUGGCCUUACGGGUACUAAAAAUGGUACUAGUUCAGCGGUGUUACUCACAAAUUCCAGCCAACCGUGCAGUCUAACGCAACUAGUAGGGACCAAUAGCGCGCGUGAUGCGAACUCAUCAACCAAUCGCGUUGUAGCAGUGUCACACCGCUGUACUGGCCCCUGUCAUGCUUCAUUAUUAUUGCCCGUAUAGCCAGUCCUAUGUCAAUGCAAUUGAGUAAGGUUAAAUACGUUGGAAAGUGCGUCUGCCGAGUAAGAAAAUAAUAUUGAGAAGUCAAUAACUGGAACUGUUUGUGUUCGGCUGACGCACAGUACCUAGUGAAGAGAAAAUAUAUUAGUAAUAUUAGAUAGGUAUGAAAUGAAUAAAUGAAAUGCAAUACUUUAAUUUAUUAUUUUUUAUUCUCGUGUAAUUUCUUUAUAAUCCGUGUAGAAAAUGUGCAAAUAAUGUGACAAUAACAACUGAAAUUAAUAAGCGAAAUACCAUAUUUAAUACUAUCAAGAAUCAAUAUUAAAUUGGAUUCCAUUUAAUUUCAGAAAUACAUUUUAUAAUGUCAAAGAAAGUUAAUGAAUUUCCGUUAUGUUUAGUAAUAAAAAUAUUAUAUAGAAAUGCUUUUAUAGUAACA